UAAGACACGGGUUUCCAUGCGCGUUUCUAAUAUCUAACAGGAAUGACUCCCAGAUGCUGUCCAUAUUUUUCCAGCACAUAUAGAGGCAGGUUGGAUCAAUUUCGCCAAAUGUUUUUAUGUCGGAUUUGGCCGAGUCUUUCUUUAUUGCAUGGAAUGAUGUCAUGGCAGCUCCAUCUAUGCGACUCUAUUGUACAUGGCAUGUUGAUAGAUGUUGGAGGAAGAAUAUCAAAUGUAAGAUUCAAGGUGUAGAAAAACAAGGUGAAGUAUACAAGCAAAUCAGAACUUUGAUGCAUGAGCAGGAUGUAGAUUCAUUUGAUGAGAUGUUAAAUAUUGUGCUAGAGAGAUUGGAAUGUGAUCCUGAUACAGUUCAAUUUGCCACAUACUUCCGAGACAACUAUGUUGGGAAUGCAAAUUCUUGGGCAUAUUGCCAUAGAUUGAAUGCUGGAAUCAUUACCAACAUGCAUACAGAAAGAAUGCAUCGCACUAUUAAAUAUAUAUAUCUAGGUAGUAAAUGUGUCAAGCGUUUGGACAAAGCUAUUUUUGCAUUGAUGUCAUUUGUGAAGCACAAGCUGUUUGACAGGCUUAUUGUGCUAAAUAAAGGUAAACUGACGAGUAAACUUAAGGACAUUCGGCUUCGGCAUAAAUCAGGGAAUAAUAUUAAGGAGGACUUCAUUACUAUGGAGUUUUCUGGUUGGAAAGUGCGUUCUUCUUCAAGAAGGUCAACAGAUUAUUUUGUAUAUGAUAAUGACUUUCAGUGCAACUGCAGAUUGAUGUGCAUUAAAUGCAGGGCUUGCAUUCAUAGGUAUUCUUGUACAUGUAUUGACUAUACCAUCAAAUGGAAUAUGUGCAAGCACAUACAUAGUGUUUGCCGGAUUCAGUUAAAGCAGCAACCUUCUGAACACCUAAGAAAUAGUGAAGUUACACUUACUGAGAGUGAAGAUAUUUCUGUUGUAGACGAGAAAACAGAAAUACUAGCGGAGGUAACGAAAAAAAGUGUUAAUGAUUCUGUACCUUUGUCAGUCCAAAGAAGGGAACUUAUCGCAGAGUUUUCUGGUAUUGUAUCUGAGCUGACCUCAAAUGACUUAGAAACUGCUAAAAAAAUGUUAUCGUCACUAAAGGCAACUGUAGCUGUCGGAAUGUUUCAGCAAAAACAGGCACCGCUGCAGAUAGAAAGGAAACAAUCACAAAAGAUUUUACCUCAACGUAGACUGUACUCUACAAAGAAAAACAAAAGGAGUAAUAAUGCAUCCCUGGUGCUACCAAAUUCAGAAGAAUCCAGUUUGAUCAAAUUAUCUCUACUGGCAGACAAAGAAGAUGCACUUGUGGGAAAAGGUUCAGCUGUUAAAAAGCAACCAACAAUAAAAAAUACAGAGGGUGUAGCAGGUCCAUUCCCCAUUACAGCAUGUGCCCUACAGCACAGCCCGACGAAUCGCUCAACUCCCAUGAUUCAGCCAAUAGCAAAACAGGCUGAGGUGGUAUCUAGUCCGUCUCUCGCUACAUCGUAUGUGCUGAAACACAGCCCGAGGAAUAGCUCAACUUCCACAAUUCAACCAAUACCAAAACAGGCUGUGGUGGUACCACAUCCAUCUAUCGGUACAGUGCGUGUGUUGCUACACAGCUCAACAAAUGGUGCUGUUCUCCCACAUUUAAACCAGUGACAGGGCAGGAUAAGAUGGUAUCAGUGCCUUCCCUUACUACAGCGCAUGUUCUGCAACACGGCUAUGGAAUGCAACCUGUGAUGCCAGGAAACUCACAGAUAAACUAAAUCAUGUGCCAGAUGUCGAGCACCAUUGUGUUUGGAAGUUCCAUUGUUCUGUGUGUGAACAGUUUUGGAAGUUUGGAUGAAUCAAGUUUCUGAAACUGACUGGAAAGAAACUUAAUUUUCAAAAACUAAGAUUUUAUUGCAAUUCAUGAUACUGUGAAAUAUUUUUAUAAUUGCUGUACAUUCAGCUAAAAGUUACAGUAAAAUUUUCUUGUAAGUUAUGCCUGCAGAAACUUUUGUACUGAAUUUAAUCUUUUCUUUUGGUUUAUAAUUUUGAUUUAAAAUCUAUUUUCUGUUUAUA
Messenger RNA from Schistocerca serialis cubense, 2063 nucleotides. RefSeq lists its product as uncharacterized. NCBI's taxonomy places the organism in Eukaryota, Metazoa, Arthropoda, Insecta, Orthoptera, Acrididae. Bases 117 to 1658 code for a protein of 513 amino acids. The transcript has 6 exons. The record is from RefSeq and is a predicted model, not a curated record.